Aspergillus novofumigatus IBT 16806 is the source of this 741-nucleotide messenger RNA. RefSeq lists its product as uncharacterized. The record is from RefSeq and is a predicted model, not a curated record. Gene Ontology annotation, molecular function: heme binding; iron ion binding; oxidoreductase activity, acting on paired donors, with incorporation or reduction of molecular oxygen. The transcript has 4 exons. Bases 1 to 741 code for a protein of 246 amino acids. Lineage: Eukaryota; Fungi; Ascomycota; Eurotiomycetes; Eurotiales; Aspergillaceae.
AUGGAGACCUUCGCUGCAGCACUGUCGUCGUCAUGGCAAGUGACAUUGAGCUGCACAGCGCUGCUAGGCAUCGUCUGCCACCAGAUCUUCAGGCAGCCUGUUGAGGUCGACAGCUGGGGUUGGAAAAUGGUGAUCACAUACUUCAGCGUGCUCGGCAGUGUCCUCGUCGGCUAUAUACUGUCAACCGAGCUCAGUCUCGCAUCUGCAAUCCUUCGCACCUACUCGGCCGGAGCGGCCUUUCUUGUGGGACUGUCCGUCUGCGGCUCGUUUGUCGAAUCUAUAUCAGUAGGUAGUUACCUGUUCAGCGUUUACGACACGGCACGAACAUUGCAGUACCACCUGCAUGUCCAGAAGCUCCAUUCGAAAUAUGGCGACUUUGUGCGGACCGGGCCGCGCGAGGUCACGGUGCUGCGCGCUUCGGCUGUCGAGCUCAUCUAUGGCUCUUCGUCAAAGUGCACGAAAGGCACAUGGUACGAUCAGAACUCGGGGAAUCCCGAUAAGGUUGGCAUCGAGAAUGUCCGUGAUAAGGAAAAGCACCGAGUCCGCCGGAAGGCUUGGGAUAAGGGGCUUGGUUUCCGAGCUCUCAAAACGUACGAGACACGAGUGUCCGGCAAAGUGAACCAACUGAUGACUCGCAUUGGCACGGGCAAGCCGGUUAAUAUAACGCAAGACAACAUCUUCUACGCCUUUGACGUCAUGGGAGAUAUCGCCUUCUCCAAGGACUUUCAUAUGCUCCGGUAA